Messenger RNA from Closterium sp. Naga37s-1, 3180 nucleotides. The record is from the annotation of a GenBank genome assembly. NCBI's taxonomy places the organism in Eukaryota, Viridiplantae, Streptophyta, Zygnematophyceae, Desmidiales, Closteriaceae.
AUGGCGCCCGUGCAACCAAGUGUUGGCCCAUCUAGGGACGAGCCUAGAGUGUUUGGCCUUGACAAGUUCAACGGUGACAACUUUGCUGAGUGGUCCUUCAGAAUGGAGAACGUGUUUGAUCACUAUGACUUGCUGGAGGUGAUGGAAGGAACGGAGAAGCGCCCCGAGAACGACCCGGAGAAGAGCCCGUGGCUAUCCUUCAAGAGGAUUUCCGCCGCGGUGAGUUGGCGAGUGCGGAUGGCGCUGGGGCAGCGAGCAUCGGCCGUGGAUAUGGUCGAGGAAGAGGCAGAGGACAAGGGGGAGGAAGGUUUGGUGGCAGCAACUUCGGCGGAGGCCCCGGGAGUGGCGGUUACGGCAGCGACGACAAGAGCUACGGACGCGGUCGCGGCCGAUUCGACGGCGAGUGUCACUAUUGCCACAAGAGCGGACACAUGUGGCGCGACUGCUACAAACUCCCUGAUGGUUGGACCCCUGCUCAAGGCCAAGAGGGUAGAGGAGCAGGAGGAGGGAGAGGACGAGGCCGUGGAGGCCGUGGCGGUCGCGGGUGGCGGAGCUGCAAACAUGAAGAGCGGAGACAACGACAAGGACCCGAGCGACGAUCGAUACCCGGGUCUAUUCUACUUCGUCGAGCAGGAGGUGAAAGGCAUGGGGAAGGCCAUGUUCAAGGGUGCUGAUGGGAAGAUGGUGGGCCUCAAGAACGUGCUUUGGGUGCCCAGCCUUGCUGCAAACCUGAUUUCCGUGCGGCGGUUGGCAAAGGCCGGCAUGGACACGAACUCGAAGGGAGCCAAGACCUACACCGCAAGGCUUGGCGAUCGAAUUCUUUGGGACCUUCAUGAGGACAGGGAUGUCUACAACGAGAUGUGGCAGAUCCCAGUGGUCCCUAUGCCUAAGGAGAGGCAAGUGGCAGCAAGCAUCAGCACAAAGGAUGGAGCGGUCGGUAGCGACGAUGGCGCGAACGGUCGCGCUAAGGAGAAUGAGCUCAAGAAGAGCAAACCUGGAGGGACCAGCAAGUUCAGUGAACCUAAGGAGAGUGGUGCAGCAACCAAGGAGCAGCAAAAGGGUGAGGAGAACCCCGAGGCAGCAGCGGAGGAGGACUACGGAGAGAGUAUGUGGGGCGCUGUUGCGAGCGCGGCAUUCUCCAAUCCAACUUCGGCUACGGGGGAGUGUGAUUGGCUCACCUUGCAUCGGCGCAUGGGGCAUGUGGCCCUGCCCAUCUUGCAGCAGCUAGUGAAGAAUGAGAUGGUUGCUGGCAUACGUGUGAAGGGGGAGCCCGAUGAGGUGCUUGGCUGCCCGACGUGCAUUCAAGCCAAGUUCACCCGGUUUCCGUUCCCUAGUUCGGAGGCAACGGCAAAGGCACCGCUUGAUGAGGUGGUGAUGGACGUGGUGGGCCCCCUGAAGCUUGGAGCUGCUGGAGCUGAGUAUUUUCUCACCAUUGUCCGACGUCUACACCCGCAUGACUUGGGAAGGAAGCCAAAGGUGGAUAUGCUUCGGGUGUUCGGGUGCAUGUGCAUGGCGCUCGUGCCUAAGCAUCUUCGGCACAACAAGCUUGGUGCCAAGGCGGUGGACUGCAAGUUCAUGGAGAACUUCAUGUACAAGGAUUGGGAGGCGGAGAAUGAGGCGAAGAUAGGCGUGCGGUUUGGGGAGGUGAAGAGUUCCGGUUUGGAGCAUGUGGAGCUGCCUUUGGAGCUGAGCAGCGGCAGCACAACCACAAGGCAAUCCUCCCUUGUGAAUGGGGGAGAGGAGGCCAAUGAUGCAGAGGAAGAAGAGGAGGAGGUGCAGCAAGUGAGCGAGCGUGCACCGUCACUCCCUUCCCGUACUACGAGUGCUCCACGGAUUCGAGCCACACCGCAGCAACGCCAAGGCCUUCAAGUCCCUGCAGCUGAGGAGGAAGGAAGGGGGAAGAUGAGAGUUCAACCCCCUAAUAGGCUGACCUAUGAUGCGCCGGGAAAGCAGGGCAAGACAGCCCUGGCCGGAGUGGCAAUGAUGGUCGGAGACGACGAGGAGAGUGACUACGAGGAGUGUGCCUUCGCGUUCUUCUCUCCGGUGGAGAUGCCGGGAGAACCAGCAACUCUCAAGGAGGCUUUGGAGAGUAGUGAUGCUGAGGAGUGGAAGAAGGCCAUGGAGAGUGAGCUGAAGAGCAUCGAGGAGAAUGACACGUUUGAAUUGGUGGAGCUACCGGAGGGGCGUACGGCGAUAACGUCCAAGUGGCUCUUCAAAAUCAAGUCGGAUGCCGACGGCAAGAUCGAGCGCUACAAGUCUAGGCUUGUAGCCAAGGGGUACCAGCAGAAGGAGAAGGUGGACUUCAAGGAGCUGUUUGCCCCUGUGGUGAAGCCGACGACGCUGCGAACCCUAUUCGCGGGAGCCGCCAUCAAAGGAUGGGCAGUAAAGCAAAUGGACAUCGUAACGGCAUUCCUUAACGGCAUCCUUGAGGAGGAGAUUUUUAUGGCGCAGCCAGAGGGGUUUGAUGAUGGUAGUGGCAGAGUGUGGAAGCUGAAGAAGGCCCUCUAUGGGCUGAAGCAGGCCCCUAGGCAAUGGUACAUGAAGCUGCGCGAAGUGUUGGAGGGGAUCGGCUUCACUCCCUCAACGGCCGAUCACUCCUUGUUCAUGCUUGGCGAGGGGGAGCAGAGGAGCUUCAUCGUGGUGUACGUGGACGACAUCCUGAUCUUCUCACCCUCUCCUGACCUUGUGAAGGAGGUGAUGCUGAAGCUGCAAGACAAGUUCAAGUGCAAGUCCCUUGGUGACGUGAACUUCUACCUUGGGCUCCACAUCGAACGAGACGUGGAGAAGCGGAGCAUGCGAGUGCACCAACGGAAGUACCUGGAGGCGUUGGCUGCCAACUUCGGCCAGAGUGAAGGUCAUGUGGCUACUCCCUUUCCCUCUGGGUUCAAGUGUGUGAAGGGGCCAGAGGAGGAGAGCGUUGGAGAAGAGGAGAGGCGCCGAUUUCACUCGUUGGUGGGGCAGCCUCAUGGUGCCAUUGCUCUUGCUAAGAACCCUGUGUUGCAUGGACUCACGAAGCACAUGAGGGUGAAGUGGCAUUGGACGAGGAGCAUGGUAACCGCGGGUGAAGUUGAGUUGCGCUACGUGAAGACCACGGGGCAGCCGGCUGACAUGAUGACCAAGAGGCUGGUGGAGCAGCAGCAUUGGAAGUGUUGCAAGCUGGCUGGGAUGGCUCUGAACUGA